AUGAUUGCUUUGGCCAUUAUGGUGGCAGCUGCUCAUUUUUUGAACCAUCCACCGGCUCCGAUUCCGAACCCAACACCCUCUCCUCCGGCCAAUCCAAACUUAUUAGCUAUUGUGCCUUAUCAACCACAGACUCCAACUCCGAUUCCAGCUCCCUCACCUCCGCCCAGCCCCGACACACUAGCGAUAGUACCUUAUCAACCACCUCGUCUGAUUCCAACCUAUGACUCCCCGAUACACCACCACCCUCCCGGACCACCCCCAGCCACCAACUCACCUGUUUCAUCUACCACCACAGUGGAAAUUCACUGUGAUGUGGUCUCCCUCACCCAUCUUCCAGCCCCAAUAUAUGACAGAUACGAUGGUGAGGAGGAUGGUAAUAACAAUGAUGAUGAGGAGGAUGGUAAUAACAAUGACGACAUUGAUAAUAUGAUUGCUCGAAUUUUUGAGCAGUACCAGCCAAUUUUCGAGGAGCACCAGCCAUUCGAUGGGAGGCUUCCUCUUCGAGGCUAA
Messenger RNA from Humulus lupulus (European hop), 510 nucleotides. Its product is annotated as vegetative cell wall protein gp1-like. The coding region runs from base 1 to 510 and encodes 169 amino acids. The record is from RefSeq and is a predicted model, not a curated record. The transcript has a single exon. Lineage: Eukaryota; Viridiplantae; Streptophyta; Magnoliopsida; Rosales; Cannabaceae.